Drosophila miranda is the source of this 4270-nucleotide messenger RNA. Its product is annotated as collagen alpha-1(I) chain. Lineage: Eukaryota; Metazoa; Arthropoda; Insecta; Diptera; Drosophilidae. The transcript is spliced from 2 exons. The record is from RefSeq and is a predicted model, not a curated record. The coding region runs from base 39 to 4097 and encodes 1352 amino acids. Gene Ontology annotation, cellular component: extracellular region. Gene Ontology annotation, molecular function: chitin binding.
CGAUCUUUCAUUCGAACCCAACGGAUCAAACGACGACGAUGACAACGAACCGAUCGACCAGACUUCUGGUCUUACUUGUGCUUACAGCCCUAGUGGCAAACCACCAGGCAAGAGGAGCCGCCGCCGUCCUCAAGUGCGGUGGCAAGUCGGCUGUCUGCGUGGGACCUCUCACCUACCAGAUCUGCGUGGACGAUCUGACCACGGGCGCCGUCAUUGCCUGCCAGACGAGCACCCGUUGCGUCACCGACGGCAUCGAGAUCUGCGAGCCCAUCAAGUCGGACGCAGAGGCACCCACGGCGGCUGUUGCGAAGAUGGUGACGAUCACCGACAGUCCGGCCGCCGUGAGUGAAUCUGCCCCGCUUGUCGUUGCCUCCAACGCCACCACCGAAGUGAUCACCACUGAGGGUCCAGGAUCAUCUGAUCCAGCUGAGACGACCACAGCCCCAGUUGAGACGACCACAGCCCCAGUUGAGACGACCACAGCCCCAGCUGAGACGACCACGGCUCCAGCUGAGACAACCACAGCUCCUGCUGAGACAACCAUCAUCACGGAAACAACCACAGAAACGGCAUGGUCCGAGCUGCCCCUAGACCCGGAGUCCACCAUAUCAGUCAUUCCCGAGGACACUACCACCGAUGCUUCCUGGGAUCCCAACGCGCCUGUUGAGACAACUCUGUCUCCAGGCUCUGAUGGAAGCAACACAACAAUCGAUCCUAACGCACCAUUGGACCCCAAUGCGCCCGAAGGAUCUACUGUUGAUCCUAACGCACCCAUCGAUCCCAAUGCUCCUCUGGACCCCAACGCACCAGAAGGGUCAACCGCUGCUCCUGGAGAGGUAAACCCCAACGAUCCCGCUGGUUCGACUCCUGCUCCAGGAGUACCUGCUGAUCCCAACGCACCGCUGGAUCCCAAUGCUCCUCUGGACCCCAACGCACCAGAAGGAACAACCGCUGCUCCUGGAGAAGUAAACCCAAGCGAUCCCGCUGGUUCGACUCCUGCUCCUGAAGCCCCUGCUGAUCCCAACGCACCGCUGGACCCCAAUGCUCCUCUGGACCCCAACGCACCAGAAGGAACAACCGCUGCUCCUGGAGAGGUAAACCCCAACGAUCCCGCUGCUUCGACAGCCGCUCCUGGAGCCCCUUCUGAUCCUAGCGCACCGCUGGAUCCCAAUGCUCCUCUGGACCCCAACGCACCAGAAGGAACAACCGCUGCUCCUGGAGAAGUAAACCCCAAUGAUCCCGCUGGUUCGACUCCUGCUCCUGAAGCCCCUGCUGAUCCCAACGCACCGCUGGAUCCCAAUGCUCCUCUGGACCCCAACGCACCAGAAGGAACAACCGCUGCUCCUGGAGAAGUAAACCCCAAUGAUCCCGCUGGUUCGACUCCUGCUCCUGGAGCUCCUGCUGAUCCCAACGCUCCACUGGAUCCCAAUGCUCCUCUGGACCCCAACUCACCAGAAGGAUCAACCGCUGCUCCUGGCGAGGUAAACCCCAACGAUCCCGCUGCUUCGACUGCCGCCCCUGCUGAUCCUAAUGCUCCCGCUGGAUCGACAGCCGCUCCUGGAGCUCCUGCCGAUCCCAACGCACCCUUGGAUCCCAAUGCUCCUCUAGAUCCCAAUGCUCCCGCCGGUUCGACAGCCGCUCCUGGAACUCCAGCGGAUCCCAACGCUCCCGCUGGUUCGACAGCCGCUCCUGGAGCUCCUGCCGAUCCCAACGCUCCACUGGACCCUAAUGCUCCUCUGGACCCCAAUGCUCCUGUGGACCCUAACGCUCCCGCUGGUUCGACUGCCGCUCCUGGAACUCCUGCCGAUCCCAACGCACCACUGGAUCCUAAUGCUCCUCUGGAUCCCAACGCUCCCGCCGGUUCGACAGCCGCUCCUGGAACUCCAGCUGAUCCCAACGCUCCCGCUGGUUCGACUGCCGCUCCUGGAACUCCUGCCGAUCCCAACGCUCCACUGGACCCAAAUGCUCCUUUGGAUCCCAAUGGUCCUCUGGAUCCCAACGCUCCCGCUGGAUCGACAGCCGCUCCUGGAGCUCCUGCCGAUCCCAACGCACCACUGGAUCCUAAUGCUCCUCUGGACCCCAAUGCUCCUCUGGAUCCCAACGCUCCCGCUGGUUCGACAGCCGCUCCUGGAGCUCCUGCCGAUCCGAACGCACCCCUGGAUCCCAAUGCUCCUCUAGAUCCCAACGCACCCGCCGGAUCGACAGCCGCUCCUGGAACUCCAGCGGAUCCCAACGCUCCCGCUGGUUCGACAGCCGCUCCCGGAGCUCCUGCCGAUCCCAACGCUCCACUGGACCCUAAUGCUCCUCUGGACCCCAAUGCUCCUCUAGAUCCCAACGCUCCCGCCGGUUCGACAGCCGCUCCUGGAGCUCCUGCCGAUCCCAACGCACCCCUGGAUCCCAAUGCUCCUCUGGACCCCAAUGCUCCUCUGGAUCCCAACGCUCCCGCUGGAUCGACAGCCGCUCCUGGAGCUCCUGCCGAUCCCAACGCACCCCUGGAUCCCAAUGCUCCUCUAGAUCCCAACGCUCCCGCCGUUUCGACAGCCGCUCCUGGAACUCCAGCUGAUCCCAACGCUCCCGCUGGUUCAACUGCCGCUCCUGGUACCCCUGCCGAUCCCAACGCUCCCGCUGGUUCGACAGCUGCUCCUGGUACUCCUGCUGAUCCCAACGCUCCCGCUGGAUCGACUGCUGCUCCUGGUGCUCCAGCUGAUCCCAACGCUCCCGCCGGUUCGACUGCAGCGCCUGGCACUCCUGCCGAUCCCAACGCUCCCGCUGGUUCAACUGCCGCUCCUGGCACUCCUGCCGAUCCCAACGCUCCCGCUGGUUCAACUGCAGCUCCUGGUACCCCUGCUGAUCCCAACGCUCCCGCUGGUUCGACAGCCGCUCCUGGAGCUCCUGCCGAUCCCAAUGCACCCCUGGAUCCCAAUGCUCCUCUAGAUCCCAACGCUCCCGCCGGUUCGACAGCCGCUCCUGGAACUCCAGCGGAUCCCAACGCUCCUGCUGGUUCGACAGCCGCUCCUGGAGCUCCUGCCGAUCCCAAUGCACCCCUGGAUCCCAAUGCUCCUCUAGAUCCCAACGCUCCCGCCGGUUCGACAGCCGCUCCUGGAACUCCAGCUGAUCCCAACGCUCCCGCUGGUUCAACUGCCGCUCCUGGUACCCCUGCCGAUCCCAACGCUCCCGCUGGUUCGACUGCUGCCCCUGGUAUUCCUGCCGAUCCCAACGCUCCAGGUAGCUCAUGGCGUCCGCACCCACACCAUCCUAUUCUGCCAGGCCAGACUCGACCAACUUUCCGCCCAGUUCCGCAGCUGCCGUUCUGGCCAGUGGGACCCCAUCGUCCAGGACAUACCGAUAAGGAUGAAGGACCCAACAAUGGCAAUUCCAAGCCCACCUCACCCAAUCGGCCACUUCCAUUCUGGCCGAACUGGCAGAACUGGGUAAACAGCUGGCGCACAACUCGUAAGCCAGUCACCGUUACUCAAGCCCCCGCUACCAGUCCGGAACCAGCGAGUCCCCAGCGACCAGAGAAGCCCAGCAACAAUAGCCCCGAAGCUGUCGAGAGUGUAGAGCAGGCUGCCCCUGCACCCCCAUCAGGUGGAGCUGCAUCCAGCGAGAACGCCUCUGUCGAAGAGAGCAACAAGGGAUCUGGCGAGAAACUAAAGGACAAGCCCAAAUCAGGCGAAGACCAGUCCAAGGAGCAGGAGCAGAAGAAGCCCAGCUCUGCUGAGAAGGACAGUUCCCGCGAAGAGAAGAAAGAACAGGAGAAGGAAAAGUCGAAAGAUUCCAAGGAGGAAAAGGAGGAAAAGGACAGCGAGUCGAAGAAGUCCAAGGACGAUGAGAAGAAUGACGAGGACAAGCUGAGCUCAAAGGAAAAGAAGAAGUACGUGAAGAACAUCAUUAAGAAACUGAAGAACGAAGAGGACUGCAACGAGGAGGACGUCUUCCCUGAUGUCCGUGACUGCAAGAAAUACUACCGCUGUGAGGUGAAGAGUUCCUCUGAGAAGCACAAGUUCGUGCACCUGCGCUGCGACAAAAAGAAGCGAUUCGACUGGCUGGACCAGAGCUGUGUGCCCAAGGACGAGGCUCGCUGCCUGGAGAAGUAAGGGAAUGUGAUCGACAUCUCCCUGGACGGGGAAUCAAAUCUGUAUUAUCCACAUAAUAAUCUCAGCAUCAAUUGUAUUGGCAAUGAUAUUCUAUCUAUAAAUAGUCCUCUUUUCUAAUUUAUUGUACUAUAUAAAAAAUAAAUUUUCUUUCCAUCAAUAAAUCUUGAAGUCCG